AUGUAUGUUUUUGGCGCAGUAAGCAAUGGAGAUAUGUAUGGAUGCAGAAAUUUCGGUAGACGGGAUUGGAGUGUCUGCAAGCGAGAUUGCAGAUGGGAGUGGGAGGAAGAGAAGGAGGUUGCGGAUAUGGGGGUUUGA
Molecule: messenger RNA, 138 nt
Organism: Sclerotinia sclerotiorum 1980 UF-70
Lineage: Eukaryota; Fungi; Ascomycota; Leotiomycetes; Helotiales; Sclerotiniaceae
Exons: 1
Coding region: 1-138 (45 amino acids)
Source: RefSeq, a predicted model, not a curated record